Pangasianodon hypophthalmus (striped catfish) is the source of this 1939-nucleotide messenger RNA. It is a transcript of the gene wee2, whose product is annotated as WEE2 oocyte meiosis inhibiting kinase. The record is from RefSeq and is a predicted model, not a curated record. Lineage: Eukaryota; Metazoa; Chordata; Actinopteri; Siluriformes; Pangasiidae. The coding region runs from base 198 to 1823 and encodes 541 amino acids. Gene Ontology annotation, molecular function: non-membrane spanning protein tyrosine kinase activity; magnesium ion binding; ATP binding. Gene Ontology annotation, biological process: regulation of meiosis I; protein phosphorylation; mitotic cell cycle. Gene Ontology annotation, cellular component: nucleus. The transcript has 12 exons.
GCGCCCGCCCAGUAAUCAGUGAAAUAAACGCGCGCGCAGACGGGCUGAGUGGUCUAAAGCAGGGCAGGCUGGAGGCUCGUUAGGAGAAGCACAGUCGAGCGCGUGAAACUCAAGCGUGGCGGCACGCGCUGCUUACGAUCUUGCUCCAGUGUACAUGUACCUGCAUCACUAAGUUGCUGAAUGUCUAGUGGCCAGGGAUGGCAGCAGCAAAUGAGAAAUCAGUGCAGCAGCAUCUGUACUUCUCGAGCUGUGGCGAGGAGGACAGCAGCGACAGCAGUGUGGAGGACUGGGUGCCCAGAAGUGUGUCGCUAAGAAGUCCAUCCUCCGCCUGCCGAACCCCAAGAGUGCAGCGCCACCGCACCAGGAGUAACACGGUCUCACCAGCUGCGCCCACCUCACCAAUACCUUACGCUGCCUGGAGGAAGCUGAGGCUCUGUGACUCCCCCAGUACACCGAAGAGCCUGCUGUCCAAGUCAGCACUGCCCUACUCAAGCAGCAAGCCAUGUCGCAGCCAGAGAGUCCUGUGCCGGCCUGCUCUGUCUGCCCAAGCACCCUCGGUCAAUGUUAACCCUUUCACGCCAGAUACGGUGCGGAGGAACAGCGAGCACUACAAGAGGAAGAACUGUAGAAGCGAUGGUGAUGAUGAUGAUGGGCACAGGUCAAAGGAAACUCAAACUUCAUCUGAAGAUGAAAGCUAUUUUCUUCCAUCAAAGAGACCAGCAGUGCCAGCCCUCAUGCUGUCACGUUAUGAGAGCGAGUUCCUGGAACUGGGCCGGAUCGGUGUGGGCGAGUUUGGUGCUGUGUAUCGCUGUGUGAAGAGGCUGGAUGGCUGCAUGUACGCCAUCAAACGUUUGCGCAGACCACUUGCAGGUUCUGCCAAUGAGCAGCUGGCCUUAAAAGAGGUAUAUGCCCAUGCUGUGCUGGGACAUCACCCACAUGUUGUGCGCUACUACUCUGCUUGGGCAGAAGAUGACCAUAUGAUCAUUCAAAAUGAGUACUGUGAUGGUGGGAGCCUCCAUGAUGUCAUAACAGAGAAAGAAGAACAGGGUGAAUUCUUUCAGGAGCCAGAGCUGAGGGAUCUGCUGCUUCAGGUCUCAAUGGGACUCAAAUACAUCCACGUGCUAGGUUUGGUACAUCUAGACAUCAAACCAAGUAACAUCUUCAUCAGCCAUCGGCCUAGCUCCAGUGCUGGUGGAGCAGGAGACAGCGAAGAGGAAGAUGAUGGGCACACUUCAUCAGGGGUAGUUUAUAAAAUUGGGGAUCUUGGCCACGUGACCUCAAUCUCAAGUCCUCAGGUGGAGGAGGGGGACAGCCGCUUCCUAGCAUGUGAAGUUUUGCGAGAGGACUACACACACCUACCCAAGGCGGAUAUCUUUGCCCUGAGCCUGACCGUGCUGUUGGCAGCCGGUGCUCCACCACUGCCUCAGAAUGGAGAAGAAUGGCACCGCCUCAGGCAGGCUCACUUACCCAGCCUGCCCCAUGAAUUAACGUCAGCCUUAAGAAAUCUUCUACAGACGAUGAUGGACCCUGAUCCUGCUGUGAGGCCGUCUGCGUCUGCAUUGUGCAGGCACCCGGUGCUGCGCAGAGAAAGAGCUGGAAAACUGGCCGCACAGCUGCGCAGAGAGCUCAAUGUGGAGAAGUUCAGGACAGCAAUGCUGGAAAGGGAACUCCAGGAGGCUCGGUUAGCUGCUGUCUCACCUCAGCAGCCUGCUCUCACCACAGGAUGCAGAACUUCACAGGCUGGCUCACUUCCUAGGCCAGGACGGAGGCUGGUGGGGCGAAAAACAACUCGAUCCAUGAGCUUUGGUUGCCUGGGACACUGAACUUUUGCUUAAUGGGUAGAACUGCUCUGGAGAUGCUUUGAUGGUUUUUGUUUUUUUUUUUUUUUAUUGACUUAAAUGGAUUUUAUCCUUGUAAAUAAAGAUUUUAAAUGCCUUAA